AUGAUUCAACCCGCUGUGGCCUCGUUGUCGUUAGGUGAUCCUAGUGUCCACGACAUCGCGUCAAGACUGCGCGCAGCCGCACAGAAUGGAUUUCAUGGGGUCGAAAUCAUAGGCACCGAUAUCGACGCUACCGCAGAGAAGCUCCCGGCAGGAUUGACUUAUGACAACAGGCUGCAAGCGGCGAGGAACAUAAGAAAGCAGUGCGAUGAACUCGGGUUGACUGUGAUGGUCCUUCAAUCAUUCCGACACUAUGAGGGGCUGCUUGAUCGUCGGCAGCACGAGGCUAUGCUGGAGAAACUGCGACUAUGGUUCGAUAUUGUUCGAAUCUUGGGGUGCGAUAUGAUUCAAGUGCCGACAACUUGGUUGCAGGAAGGGACGACGGGUGAUGAGGAGACUUUGGUCGCUGAUCUCAGAGAAAUAGCAGACAAAGGCCUUGCAGAGAGUCCUGUAGUCCGACUUGCAUACGAAGGGGUAGCUUGGGGCAGAUAUAUCGACACGUGGGAAGGCACAUGGGAGAUGGCAAAGAAGGUCGACAGACCAAACUUUGGGCUUUGCUUGGACACUUUCCACAUCGCUGGUCGGGUCUGGGGUGAUCCUACCACGCAAACAGGGCGCACUGGCAACGCAGACAGUGCCUUGGAGGCAUCUAUCCAGCGUUUGAUCCGCGAGGUAAAUGUCGAAAAGGUGUUUUAUGUCCAGGCCGGAGACGCGGAGAAGCUGGAUCCACCACUGAGCCAGUCACAUCCUUUCCAUGCAAUUGACCAGCCUGCAAGGAUGAGCUGGUCACGAAAUGCGCGACUGUUCCCCUACGAAGAGGACAGAGGAGGCUAUCUUCCCAUUGAGCCGGUAAUGAAGGCAAUUGUGAAGGGGUUGGGCUAUGACGGAUGGGUUAGCAUGGAGUUGUUCUCGCGUGAGCUAUCGCAGUCUGAUCCCGAGUUGCCGUCGAGGUACGCGGCCAGGGCUUCGGCAUCGUGGAAGAAGAUGAUUGCGGCAUUGAAGCAGUGA
This is a messenger RNA of Fonsecaea nubica, 1005 nucleotides long. RefSeq lists its product as hypothetical. Lineage: Eukaryota; Fungi; Ascomycota; Eurotiomycetes; Chaetothyriales; Herpotrichiellaceae. Bases 1 to 1005 code for a protein of 334 amino acids. The record is from RefSeq and is a predicted model, not a curated record. The transcript has a single exon.